Hyla sarda is the source of this 1003-nucleotide messenger RNA. It is a transcript of the gene SPC25, whose product is annotated as SPC25 component of NDC80 kinetochore complex. Gene Ontology annotation, biological process: chromosome segregation. The transcript is spliced from 7 exons. Lineage: Eukaryota; Metazoa; Chordata; Amphibia; Anura; Hylidae. Gene Ontology annotation, cellular component: Ndc80 complex. The coding region runs from base 210 to 902 and encodes 230 amino acids. The record is from RefSeq and is a predicted model, not a curated record.
CUGUACUGAGUGACGUCACCACGUGUUGUCCCAGCAGCGGCGCCUGGUCUCGGCGAUCGAUUUGUCAGCCUGCGCGAUGCGGCGCAGGGAAGUCGAUUGGCCGGACUUAGUGACGUCACUGGCUGCGCGGCAUCGUUUGAAUCCGGGAGGGGGAGCGCCGCCUUAUAAACGGAACCGGCGAGGACAGCUUCUUUGGCGCGCUGGGCGCCAUGUCUACUACCAAGAUGGAUGACGAGCAGAGCCUCCACGCCUUCAUGCAGGAUUUCCGGACGCGGUUUAUCAGCCAAAACAGCGAAGAGAUGUCCCCGCAGGAGAUCAAGGACUCGUACAAGGAGUCGCUGCAGAAAAUCAGCGACUCUUUGAAUAAAAAAUACAGAGAAGGAGAAAUGAUGGUGGAGAAGAUCCUGGAGUCCAGAGAAGACACCAAAAACCAGAAUAAGCGAAUUGAGGAGAAGAAGGAAAACGUCCUGAGGGAGAUCGCCAGGGUGAAGGAGAACGAGAAGCUGAGCGCUGCGCUGUCCGAGCACAUGCAGAGCUUACGAGAAGAGAUCGCGCACAAGCGGGAGCUUGCUUUGGCAAACAAAAAAGUGAAUAAGGAGAAGCUGAAGGAGCUGCAGAACGCGGCCACAUUAUUCAAGGAGCGUCUGGGGCUGGACAUCCGGAAACUACAAGGUGACAGGCUGCAGUUUGUCUUCAGGGGCAUUAACCCCAAAGACCCGGAGGAGCCGUUUACCUUCAUCAUUUACUUCAAUAUGGAAGGAGAAUAUCAACUCACAGGUUGUGAUCCUCCCCUGGACUGCAUGGCCGAGUACGAGAAGAAACUGCAAGAAACCAAGAACUUCCCUGCGCUGCUCGCCAACCUGCGCAAAUCCUUUGCUGCGUUUUGUACACAAGGAAAAUAAUCUGUUUCCUCGUCCUCCACUUCUGUAUGUUUUCUGCUUUAUAUGUUUUUGUAUCGUCAUAAUAAAAUGUCACUUUCUUGAUAACCCUUAGUGUAGAGGUG